Molecule: messenger RNA, 363 nt
Organism: Ustilago hordei
Lineage: Eukaryota; Fungi; Basidiomycota; Ustilaginomycetes; Ustilaginales; Ustilaginaceae
Exons: 1
Coding region: 1-363 (120 amino acids)
Source: RefSeq, a predicted model, not a curated record
AUGAGCCGACUUGGCCGCCUCUGCGAAUUUACGAACGAAUCGCAGGCGGCAAAAAGCAACAGCAAAGCGAGAGCUCGGCUCCGAGUUAGAAUCCUUCCAAGCCGACGGCAAGAGAUUGAAAUCUUGCAUCCUAAGCCUCGAGCCAUUGUGCAGAAUCGAUUUCCUGUCAACACUUUCCCUCCGCUUGCUGGCCUCCUGGUUGCAGCCCAGCGAAAGAUCAGAGCGUCGACACCCAUCUCGGUUGAGAGUCAAGAGCAUGUUUUCAUGUUGCAACCCUUCUUCCUCUCGCUUCUGUCUCCGCUGGCAAGAUUUAAGACCUACAGAGGAUCAGAUCGGGCAUCUUACUCUACAUCUCUAUUCUAG